UGGGUGUAAUUUAAGGAAUAUAGAUUUCUACUGAAUAUUUAUAAUAGUCGAUCAAUAUGGCUACGUUUUCUCAGCAACUUUGGCUAAAGGCUCUGAUUCAUUUAUAGACUGUUGUUCGUCUUGUCUAGGCACACAAUUGACCAUAGAGUUUAACUGCGAUAACUGUGCAAAAUGUUUUAGCCUGCACAUGUCACAUAUGGAAGGAGGGACACCAGUAUAUGGCCAGUGCCAAAGGAAGUGGAUGAUUUUUUCAGGAAUGUGACCUUCAUGAAGACAAACGUCUAGACUUUUUUGUUAUGACCACUGUCAGCUUUGCUGCAAUAAUUGUGCUUUCCUCAUUCACAGGUAACACUGAACAUGGUUGAAAAGUUGACUCUAUGAAGACAAGUUUGUUGAUGUUAGCAUCAUGGCAAGUUUAGCUGAUGUGUUUAAGGAGAAGGAACGGUUUAACUGGCUCAAGGCUUGGCUAGCAAUAGACAUUGCGAAGUCUGGCUUGGAGCACUUAGCUGACAACGAGGCUCGUAAUUUUCACCAGCACAUUUACAGCCAAGUAACAUCUACUCUCCAGUCACAAUCAUAUACUUGCAACAGCUGUAACACAGCAAAUUUACUGCGAAACCAGCAGUGUCCAGUCAAGAUUUGUAAUAAAGUUUGCCAGGAAAUAAUCAAGGAACAUCGGUACAAAAAAUGUUCUUGGAAUAAUACAUCUGCGACAUUAUGGCAAACGCGUCAUUGGGAAAUAGCGAAAUGUUACAUCCAAACAGAUGGAUAUGCUGACAAGAUAUCGAUUCAAGAUACAGACUUCAACGGCGUCGUCAGUUUUAUGCUGAACUGCAAACGCUUUGAUAGCAAGUUUUCUUUUCCAAUAACAAAGGGAAAGCCAACCCACAACAAUCCUGCAUGCCUCCUGUAUAAGGCUCGUGAAGUCCAUAAAGCAGUGCGGCACUCUUCAAUAAUGAAAGUCACUGAUGUCGAUCUGCAAGACUAUUUCACUUCAUUGAACAACCUGCUGAAUGAUUCAAGCUAUCUCAGUCAAGAUAACGUUGCCAAAAAUGCUGUGGUGAAAUUAGCCCAGUUGGAAAAAGACACAUUACUAUUGACUACAACAUCCAUGAUGUGUUUCCUGGAUGCUGUUGGAACAACUUUGAAACAACACUUGAAAGGUAUUGCAAAAGACGUUGUUGACGCAUCAGUGAAUGACCUUAGAGUAAACACAGCAUUGUGCAUUGAUAACAUUAGAGAUUUUAUGAGCAAUUGUAAGAAAGAGCUCGCAAGACAGGCAGAUAUACAUAAACAGGAUAUCGAUGAACACGUCGACAGAAAAAAACAAGGCAUAGAUGAUCACACCCGACGACACAAACAGGACAUGGAUGAAAACGCUGAUAGACACAAACAGGGCAUGGAUGAACACGCUGAUAGACACAAACAUGGCAUGGAUGAACACGCUGGUAGACACAAACAGAGCAUGGAUGAACACGCUAAUAGACACAAACAGGUCAUAUAUGACCACGCCAGUAGACACAAACAGUGCUUAGAUGAACAAGCAGAAAAAUGCAUUAAGGACAUCCAGGAACAGUUUGGAAAUACUGCUUUCACUGAAACAACGUAUAAACAGUCCUGUAAAGAGAUGCUUGGAGCUUUGACGAAGUAUUACAGGAAACGUUUCUGUCAUAUAAAUAUCUUCCCAUUGGAUGACUGGGCUGAGGAAAAGUUACUUGAUAUUUAUAUGCCACCAAAUAUACAAUUUAUGGCUAAGGCAGGAGGGUAUUUCAAGAAAACUGGUAAACAAGUUUUGAAAUACGAAAAUAUUUUUUUAUCGCCUACCAAACCGAACCAACAAAUAUUUAUUCAAGGAGAAGCAGGUUAUGGGAAAUCUACUUUUCUUGCAAAAUUGGUAAUGGACUGGUGUACUAUAACAUCAGAACAAUCAGCCGAGACGACGCUGCCAAUUGACGACAAGACCACUAGAUUAAGCUCUAAUACACAGAUGAGAUACUCUAAUGUCUUUGACGAUUUAACGUCUCUGAAAGACUUUACAUAUGUCUUCCAUGUAACAUUAAGGGAAUCAGUUGGUCAGUUUGAAAUCGAAAAAAUGAUAAAUACACAGAUAGUUGACAGUAUAUACUCAUCUGAAGAAGAUCGCGGAAAGGCAUACAGACUACUAAAUGAGAUCAUGAAACGUGAACGUUGCUUGGUAUUACUGGAUGGUCUAGAUGAAUGGACCGGUACAGGAGAUCAUCACAACCUGCCAACACUGGCCGACGUACACAGUCUUUGCGUUUUGUUGAUAACUGCUCGACCUUGGAAGGUGACAGAAGCGAAAAUACUUGACUCGCAGAUUUGCAAACGGCUGCAACUUGAUGGAAUAAACAACGUGCUCGAGGUGAGCAGAACACUCCUGGGGUGUAGGAAAGAUUUUAAGAGUAGACAAGAUUUAGACAAAAAACAAUCUGAAUUUGAAUCGUAUGUUAGGAAGUUUGGCUUGUUAGAGCAUUUGUACUCCCCAAUGAUGUGUUGUUUGAUUGUACACUCGUGGGCCAAAGGAACUAAACUGAAAGGCUCUAGGUGUGAACAAUACAGUCUCUUGCUGGAAUGUCUUUUCAAGAAGGCGAACAUUGAAACGAGUGAAUUUCAAGAGCCGCCUUAUCGAUGCUUCACAGAGUCUCAAAACAUUCAACCCAAUAUCGAACACUUGAAUAGACUUGCUGAAGCGGCAUUUUAUUUGUUGUUUUCAGAUACACAGGAAAAAUCUCUGGUAUUCACCAUUACGGAACUAAAGAAAUUCAAUUUAGGUGAACUAUAUCCAGAGAACUUUUCACUAAAGUCCGGAAUUUUAACAGCGACACGCAAUGCAUCUGCAUUAAGAUCAUCUUCAUCAUUUACAUUUAUUCAUAAGAGCAUUCAGGAAUUUCUGGCUGCUUAUCAUAUUGCAUGCAAUACCAAUUUGAUUGAUGACGUCAUUUCCGGAUACCUCAACCGUCACAAGGGUGCAUAUCUGGGCAUAUCCCAGGUUUUCAUCUUCCUCUGCGGACUGAACAUGUCGGCUGCAAAUAAGCUUUCUGGUAAGAUGGAUGAAUACUAUGCUGGUCGUUUUAAGGCUGCGUUUCAAGACGUAAUACUAGCAGGAUACAGAGAAGCUGUUGCCAAUCAGCAAAAGGAUAUUGUACUCAAACUAAGUGCGUACUAUUUAGAAUUUGAUAACGACAUACAAGACCUGCACAGCAUAUGGACAAAUAACAAGUCCGAUGUCCAGUACAUGAAAAUAUAUGUUCCUGACAGACAGCUUUCACAAACAGGAGGCGAGUCUGCGUCUCAUAUUGAGUUUGACCUGUCAUCGUGCAACAAGCUGAAAUCAUUGGAACUAAAUGGAGAAGGCAUUUUGCUUAGUGAUUUUGCAAGUACGUCAACAGCAGAACAUCUGGUCGGGAUUGUUCUAAAAAGUGCAGAUCUAUUCCAGUGUGCAGAUCCUCCUCCAUUACUGUCUUCUAUAAAAUACAUUAAAAUGUGCAAUGUCACAUGUUCCUAUACCUGCCUACGCUGUCUAUUCUGCACGCUGCUGACUGUCGAUGACGCGGUGACGUUUGAGCUGCAAUCGAUCUAUAUUAAAUGUGCUGAGGCAGAAAAAAGAGAAAUAAGUGCAUUUAUACAUAAAGAUUUUAUACAUAAAGAUGUAAACAAUGCCUCCAUCGUAAAAACCGACAAUCCCUAUCUGUUUAAGGCUCUGCAUGGUCUGAAUGCCAAGAAUCUGACAGUGAGUAUUUGGGGGGAAGGUUUGAACGUGGAUCAUGAAGAAUCGCUGUCGCAGUCACUAUCAUCGCUCACACAGCUUGAAACGCUCAGUAUAGGAGUGAAGUAUGACAGUCUCGGACUGUGGAAGGCUCUGCAUGGUCUGAAUAUCAAGAGUCUGAGUCUGAGUAUUAUGCAGGGAGGUUGGAACGUGGAUCAUGAAGAAUCGCUGUCGCAGUCACUGUCAUCGCUCACACAGCUGGAAACGCUUAGUAUUCGAGUGGGGUAUGACAGUCCCGGACUGUGGAAGGCUCUGCAUGGUAUGAAUAUCAAGAGUCUGAGUCUUAGUCUGAGUAUUAUGCAGGAAAGUUUGAACGUGGAUCAUGAAGAAUCGCUGUCGCAGUCACUAUCAUCGCUCACACAGCUGGAAACGCUUAGUAUUCGAGUGGGGUAUGACAGUCUCGGAUUGUGGAAGGCUCUGCAUGGUCUGAAUAUCAAGAGUCUGAGUCUGAGUAUUAUGCAGGGAGGUUGGAACGUGGAUCAUGAAGAAUCGCUGUCGCAGUCACUGUCAUCGCUCACACAGCUUGAAACGCUUAGUAUUGAAGUGAAAUAUGACAGUCCCUCUUUGUGGAAGGCUCUGCAUGGUCUGAAUAUCAAGAGUCUGAGUCUGAGUGGUUUGUUGUACGUGGUACUUGUUGAGUCUCUGUCGCAGGCACUAUCAUCGCUCACAAAGCUGGAAACGCUUAGUUUAGAAGUGAAAUAUGACAGUCCCGGAUUGUCGAAGGCUCUGCAUGGUCUGAAUAUCAAGAGUCUGAGUCUGCGUGGUACGUGGAGAGGUUUGAACGUGUAUCAUGACGAGUGGCUGUCGAAGUCACAAGCAUCACUCACAAAACUGGAAACAGUUACACUGUAUGUGAAGACAUAUAAACAGAUAGAGCUACCUCAAUCAUUGAAGUAUUUAAAUAUAUAUUGUGAUGGUUUUCUUCCUUCCAAAGUUCUUGAACUGGUGGACACACUGCCUACAUGUACUCAGAAAGUUGGAAGUAAUCUGAAAUUGCGUUGUUCUUUAGAGAUCUUAAUUGUCAAAAACAUCCCACUUGAGGAAUACACUGUCAUCCAACAGGAACUACAGACGCGGAAGAAUUUUACUGUGGAGAGAUUCAAAAUAUAUGACAGGAAACUUGAAACCAUUUGUGUUAUACAAAGCGAAUAAUUCAACGUUUUGUCUUAGUUAACAAUGACUAGAAUCGUGCUUAGCCGUUUCACUCAUGUUUAUCAACUAUGUAUUUAGGAAUUGUAUAUAGUGUAUAGUUGAAUCUUCAUCAGGUUAGUUUGUUGUCGUUUUUUACAAAAAUAAGGCGUGAUAUUGAUAAAUCUGUUUCACUGCAACACAGCUUCACUAUUGAAGCAAAUCCACUUUUUAUUUUCGAUUUUGCCUCUGUUUUGAAUAAAUAUGACGAGCGUA
Molecule: messenger RNA, 5191 nt
Organism: Dreissena polymorpha
Lineage: Eukaryota; Metazoa; Mollusca; Bivalvia; Myida; Dreissenidae
Exons: 7
Coding region: 407-4939 (1510 amino acids)
Source: RefSeq, a predicted model, not a curated record